Molecule: messenger RNA, 1770 nt
Organism: Ixodes scapularis (black-legged tick)
Lineage: Eukaryota; Metazoa; Arthropoda; Arachnida; Ixodida; Ixodidae
Product: sodium-coupled monocarboxylate transporter 2
Exons: 15
Coding region: 7-1770 (587 amino acids)
Biological process (GO): sodium ion transport; transmembrane transport
Cellular component (GO): membrane
Molecular function (GO): symporter activity
Source: RefSeq, a predicted model, not a curated record
AGUGCAAUGGGUGCAGUGGUUCACGUGGCUGAGUAUGUGGUUUUCGCAGUCCUGAUGAUUUUGAACCUCGCCGUCGGUUUGAUAUUCGCGUUCCGAGGUCGCGCCCUAAACUCGAACACAGACGAGACGUUUCUGGGAAGUCGGACUCUGGGCAUCCUUCCGCUGUCCAUGUCCAUCCUCGCAUCGUCGGUAACUGCAAUCGGCCUAGUGGGCUUGACGGCGCACUUCUACACUCACGGACUGCACUUUCUCUGGGUAACCAUACCCGCUUUAUUCUUGAUCCCGUUCAUCUCCAGAGUGAUUGUUCCGGUCAUCUACAAACUUGGAGUAACUUCCGUAUUUGAGUAUCUGCGAAUGCGAUUCGGGAACAAAGUCGGUAUCACAGCUUGCUCCUUGUAUUUCAUCCUCAACCAAGUACAGGGAGCAGUGAGCAUCUUUGCUGCGGGAGUUGCGAUUGCGACAUCCUUCCACGUGCCCUUGAUAUGGAGCAGCGUGGCAAUUGGUCUGACUGGUACUUUCUACACCGCGCUGGGCGGCCUCCGAGGCGUUGUCUGGACGGACACGCUGCAAGGCGUCACCAUCCUCGUCUGUCCACUGACGAUCCUCAUCAAGAUCGCCUACGAUUCGACGUUCCAAGAAGGCCUCUAUCUUCGUCCGAUCGCCGACAUCAACUUAAAUCCGUACCUCUUUGAGGCUAGCUUCGACCUGACCAAUGACGAGAACGUCUGGGCCAACAUGAUUGGCCUGAUCGCUACCCACAUCUAUCGCGUGGGCAUGGAUCAGAUGGUCAUUCAGCGCUACGCGGCAGCUAGGUCCCUCGCUGACGCCCAGAGGACCGUGCUCAUAAGCACCCUCCUCCUGGUGACCACCGGCUUCUUCUUGGCCUCAGUGGCAAUGGCGCUGGUCUUCUGGUACCGAGACUGCGACCCCUUGCUUUCCGGGGCCAUACGCAAGAUCGAACAGUUGGUCCCAUACUACGUGGACACAAGCCUGUCUGGUUUCCCUGGAUUUUCUGGAUUCUUUCUGACUGGUGUCGUCAGUGCCACUCUAAGCACUGUGUCCUCUGUUAUUAACUCGCUGGCUGCAACUUGCUAUGUCGACAUCUUGACGCCGUACAUUCACAUCAAUGAAAGAUACGCUAUCAUUACCACAAAAGCCUUAGCAUUUGCAUUUGGCAGUUUGAUGACAAUUUUGGCGGUUCUUGUUCCGUACCUGGGUUCUGCAAUGAGAAUUAUUAUGGUUAUGCUCACCAGCACUUCAGGGCCAUUUAUCGGUCUUUUUCUCCUUGCAUUGGCGUUCCCCUGGGUUAACGCUAAGGGCGCCGCAGUGUCGGUCAUCAUAACGAUGGUUCUUCAAACUUGGGCCGUGCUGGGAAAACUCCUGGUCGGCGUCCACCCGCCGCGGAUGCCUGUGACGCUAGACAACUGUCCCGGAAACUUCACCUUCGUCGGCGCAAACGUCACUCAUGCCUGGCUAUCCCAGGAAGAGAGAAAGAAAGAUAUUUUCCUGCUCUACCGGCUGUCCGCCUACUGGAGUGGAGUUCUGACGGCUGUUUUGACUAUCUUUAUUGGCCUCGUCGUUAGUGCGGUAACUGGUGGCGGACGGUACGCAAGCAGCCAACUGCGGUUUACAAGCGACGCCUUCAUCCGGCUCUGGAAGAAAUUUAAUCUUCUACCGGACUCCGAUUUAGUGCCAGAAGUUGCAAAGGAGAAGGAUGACUGUCUGGAGCUCUGCGACUUAACGAAGGCGGGCAACAGCGUCACCUUGUAG